CACGCACACUGACAAAAAGGGACCCUCAUCGCAGAGCCGGAGUUUGGUUAAAAGUGCUGUCUGAAAGUGCGGCGUGAAAGGAUCAGCCGCUAGACCACCGUCCCACUCUCGCCUCGAGAAGAGCCGCUGCCGUUAGAGUUAAAGAAAUCGCAAGGCUUGAGGAGGCUUGGACGCAUCCAGGAUCCCUCCCACCGAGACGAGGGACCAUGAAGAAACUGCUACUGGGAUGCUGCUGGCUGCUUCCUUGGGCUCUCUGCGCCGCAGGUCGAGGGACAAAGGCAGGGACAGGUAAAGGAGAUAGCCAGCCUGAAUCCAUGCCGUUAGGGACCCUGCCACGCUUCCUAGUUGAACCAGAGGACUCAUACAUCGUGAAGAGCAACCCCAUUAAGCUGCGUUGCAAAGCGAUGCCUGCCAUGCAGAUCUUCUUCAAGUGCAAUGGAGACUGGGUCCAUCAGAAAGAACACAUGCUUGAGGAACGUGUGGAUGAGUACACAGGCCUGAGUGUUCGAGAGGUCCUUAUCAAUGUUUCUCGGCAGCAAGUGGAAGAUUUUCAUGGUCCAGAAGAUUACUGGUGUCUUUGUGUGGCUUGGAGUCAACAGGGAACAACGAAAAGCAGAAAAGCUACGGUCCGAAUUGCAUAUUUGAGGAAAAAUUUUGAACAAGACCCCCAGGCAAAAGAGGUUCCCCUGGAAGGAAAGAUCAUUUUGCACUGUCGUCCCCCCGAGGGAGUCCCUUCUGCUAAGGUGGAAUGGCUGAAGAAUGAAGAACUGAUUUAUCCAAAGCGUGAGCCGAACAUUUAUAGCACAGCAGAGCAUGAUCUCAUCAUCGAGCAAGCACAUCUCUCUGACUCAGGCAAUUAUACCUGUGUUGCUACAAAUGUGGUUGCCAAGCGACGCAGCACAGCUGCCAUGCUGACUGUGUUUGUGAACGGUGCCUGGUCAAUGUGGACAGAGUGGUCACCUUGCAGUGUCCGGUGUGGCAGAGGAUGGCAGAAGCGAACACGGACCUGCACCAACCCGGCCCCGCUCAAUGGAGGAGCCUUUUGUGAAGGGACUUCAGUUCAGAAGAUCAUCUGCUCCUCCCUUUGCCCAGUGGAUGGUGCCUGGGAAGCCUGGACCGUGUGGUCCCCCUGCUCCUCGGAGUGUGAACGCCAAAGAGUCCGUGCGUGCGUGGCUCCUGAACCGAGGUAUGGUGGAAAAUUCUGCGAGGGGCUGAGCCAGGAGUCAGAGAAUUGCACCGAGGGACUCUGCAUUCAAAGCCAGACACCUCUGCAGGAAGUACAGCCUCAAAGUAUUGAAACCAACAGCGAUGUGGCUUUAUACUCUGGCCUUGGUGCAGCAGUGAUAGCCGUUGCGGUUCUUGUGGUGGGCAUCACGUUAUACCGAAGAAGUCAAAGUGAAUACGGUGUCGAUGUUAUUGACUCUUCAGCUCUUGCCGGUGGCUUUCAGUCUUUCAAUUUCAAGACUGCCAGACAGGGCAAUUCUCUGCUUCUGAAUCCAUCAAUGCAGCCUGACCUGACAGUGAGCAGGACAUACAGUGGACCAAUCUGCUUCCAGGACCCUGUGAACAAAGAACUCAUGACUCAGUCACCGCUCUUUGACUCUCUACCAGGGAUCAAAGUUAAAGUACAAAGUUCUUUAAUGGUUUCACUUGGAGUUGCAGAUGGAGUAGAAUAUCAUGGAAGGUUAUCAUCCCGGACUUACCCUCGCAAUAGCAGAAAUGUUGACAAAGUACAUGCAAGAAGCAAUGCAUCAGGUUCUCAGCAUCUCCCUGCUGCAAUUACCCAGGCUGAAAACAGAACUUCUGGUAUAUUUGGGUGUCUGGGUGGAUGCUUGGAGGGACCAACGACAGGAGUCCGUUUAUUGAUUCCACUGGGGGCAAUUCCAGAGGGACAUUCCUGGGAAAUGUACAUUGCGGUCAAUCAAGGCAUAAACAGCCUGCAGCCAGAAGGAGCCGAGGUAAUCUUGAGUCCCGAGGUGACCUGUGGGCCACCAGGUCUGGCCUUGUCCAGCCCCAUUGCUCUGACUAUUCCUCACUGCGCAAUGGUCUGUUCAGAGCACUGGAGCAUAAAGCUGAAGAGACAGACACUGACAGGAAAGUGGGAGGAAGUGAUGCUGCUUGAAGACGAGACCACGUCCUGUUACUGCCUGCUGGAUUCUCAGUCCUGUCACAUCCUGUUGGACCACCUUGGCACAUAUGCACUCGUGGGUGAGGCAGUCACAGAGUGCGCAGAGAAGAGACUGAAGCUCGCUAUCUUUGGGCGUUUGUCCUACAGUUCACUGGAGUACAAUUUCAGAGUAUAUUGUGUAGACGAUAUUCCAAGUGUUUUACAGGAACUGAUGAGUGAGGAGAAAAGCCAGGGGGGACGACUUCUGGAUGAGCCCAGAACUUUGCACUUCAAAGCAAACUCAUACGGCCUUCAAAUCUCCGUGCUUGAUGUACCCCAGUUCUUGUGGAGAAUCAAGCCACUGACUGUAUUUCAGCAGGAAUUUGCCUUCUCUCAUAUCUGGUGCAGGAACCAACAGCCCCUGCCGUGUGCCUUUAGAGUGGAACGAUUCAACUCAGCUACCACACACUUCUCCUGCAAGAUCUGCAUCCGGCAGCUGAAAGGCGAUGAGCAGAUCUUUCAUCUCAGCACCUCCAUCCUUGAGGACGAGAGAGAAGCAGUUCACAUCUGCACACAGGCUGCAAGUGAAGUGGCCACGUUAGCAGGUCCCAAAGCAUUUAAGAUCCCAUAUUCCAUCAGACAGAAGAUCUGUUGCACUUUUGAUGUUCCCAGUGCAUCAGGCAAAGACUGGCGGCUCUUAGCACAAAAACUCCACAUAGACAGAAACCUGAGCUACUUUGCAGUUAAAAGCAGCCCUGCUGGUACUAUUUUGGACAUAUGGGAGGCACAGCAUCAAAAUGACAGAGACCUUGACUCUCUAGCCAGUGCUCUGGAGGAAAUAGGCAGGAUCCAGUGCCCUGACUCAAUGAUAGCUGAAGGCGACGGUGAUGAAUCAGACUACAACUAUGGUGGAUGAAUCAGAACUCCUUGCUGUCACCCCAGGAGGACUCUUGGUUCAGCUCGCCCCUGAGCAAGUUCCGCUCAGUCACAAUAUCGGCAAGAUUUCUCAGGAAAUGAAAUAUGGUUUACUGUCCAGAUACUUGGAUGUGUAUGUAAAUAGAAUUUAUUUGUAAAUAUUUCCAACAAGGGUGCACCAAUUAUAAAUUAUCAGAUCAAUUUAAUCAACAGUUUGUCAAUCAGCUACAGACAAGAGCAGUUCCAUCCACAUUUUGACAGGAAUAUCCCCGGAAUUAAACCCUGCUCCUCCCACUGUUACUUCAGAGGUACAGCUGAGAUCCUGUAAGGCACACACUGAGGGACUUCCCCCGACUUAAGUCAUCGUAAAUCGCUGUUUAUUGAAAGCGACCUUUCAGCCAAUCCCUGUAGCAGUGAAGGGAGCAAGCUGGUGUCAACGAUCAGCAUUUUGAGUUCUUGCUUACUGUUGACUGUGUUGGUACUGGAACAUCAUUCAUUGCCCCGGUGGCUGUGAAUUAAGUGUUCUGAUUGUAAUGAGGUCAGCCAGGUUGACCUCAUGGAAUCUGAGUUCCCCGAUUGGGCUGUUAAUCUGAUCCAAUCGGGGAGCCCUGGCUCACAGAUAUAAACAGGAAUGUUGGAGGUUGAGUUAACUCUGAGAGCUGGCUCUGACGGAGCUGGAUCAGUGUCAAGGACUCUCCGUGUGUAUAAAUAAAGGGUGACUUGGUGAUGGCAUACCUGCCUCUGUAGAGUGUUUUUUUAAGCAAGAGCCAUAAUCCAUUUAUAAACAAGGGAUUCUCUGCUGCUAUGUAGGGGGGAGGUAAUCACAUGGUAGGAGCUUGUUAAAUUACCUCAGACUGACAUUGAAGCAAGUGGCUUUCAGGUUGCAUGGCCAACUCUUUUCGAAUGGACUCCUGAAAAUUUCAUCAUUUGCCCACCCACCUCCAACUUCCUAGUUCAGUCAAACAACCUCUUCAUUCAAAGAGGCAAAGAAGUAACAGCACACACCUCACUGACUCUGUAAGAUCUGAAGAUGUUACUUGAAAGCCCAUAGCACCAAUGGCGAACAUUGCAUGUUUAGUUGAACAGUUACAUUGUGAGAGUCUGCGUGAUCACCAGUGUCCCACAUCCCCCACGAACCUUACAGGGAUGGGGAAUUAGCAGACUGUAGUCUUGCCCUCCUGCAACCAUCAAACUAAUGCAAACAGAGCGACAGAAUUUCUGACAUACACUUCAGCAAGGCAGCGCUGGAGCGGUGAGCUCCACACUCUGUCAGAGUUGGGUCUGAACAGUUAUGGGGACUAGGGUCUGAGCGAUUGGCCUUUACUUCAGGAUAACAGCUUCCCGCAGCAGGAACUGUGCCCCAUGCACUUGUAUUCAUACAAGACAUUCAGCGCAUGUGGAUGAAAACUUUGUGUAGGUACCAAUUAGCUGCAGACAGAACAAAGGCAGGGUUAACCAGUUGUGGGCCAUCCUUUUUCAGUGUUGGUGAGGUUGCUUAAACAGUGAAGAGUGAUUGUGAAGGAUAUUUUUGCCUACAAGUACUACAGUCUCUUUGUUCUGCUUUCUUAAUAAAACCUUACUUUUGUGAGGGAUAUUGAAAAUAUCUAAAAGGGAAGAAACCCCAGUUUAACUGAUCUGCUGGUGGAUCAGCAUGAUCGUUCUUUUUGAAUCUGGUUCAAACUGGUUUAAUCACUUGAAAUAAUCAAUGAAAUAAUUGUUGCACCCUUAUCCUUAAGCAACUCAUCCAUUCUCUCUUGUUCUUUGUGUAUAUUGUCUUGUUCAUACACAUCUGAUGUAUGUGUACCUGCUGAACUCUUGACGGAUUUUGUAAACUAUAUACUGGUGCCUCCACUCUGCUCAUCAAUCAGCAAAGCCCUAUUUCUAUUGAAGUCCACAUGUAAAGGGUUACUGCACAGACUGGUGGGCCCUUGUGGUUUUAUUUGUGUACAAAUAAUCAUAAAGUUUCUGUGGGUCUUGAUUUUUCUCCUU
This is a messenger RNA of Stegostoma tigrinum, 5011 nucleotides long. Its product is annotated as netrin receptor UNC5D-like. The coding region runs from base 207 to 3023 and encodes 938 amino acids. The record is from RefSeq and is a predicted model, not a curated record. The transcript has 17 exons. Gene Ontology annotation, cellular component: membrane. Lineage: Eukaryota; Metazoa; Chordata; Chondrichthyes; Orectolobiformes; Stegostomatidae. Gene Ontology annotation, molecular function: netrin receptor activity; protein binding. Gene Ontology annotation, biological process: netrin-activated signaling pathway.